AUGAGAUUGUACCUCAAUGAGAGACCAAGGACUCUUAUAAUUGUUAGUAAUAACUAUGCGUUGAUUAUUAGACAUCCUUUCCCUACCUAUAAAAAUUCAAACCAUCACCACAUCCACCACCAUCAUAUACAUUUGCAUCAUCACCAUGGAAGUACAUCAGGCAAAGGGGUUGAUUCUAAAGGAAGAUUAUCAUCUAAUAAGGUUAUUGUUGAAUUUGUUAGAAAAGAUAUGUUGAAGUUGGGUAAUUAUAAAGAUAUAACUCCAAAUAAGUCUAAGCUGAACAGACAGCUUCUUGGGUUUCUUGGACUUUUGAAUGUCAAUAACAAUAUCCACCUAGGAUUUAUUACUGGUCAGACGAAGAUUGCAUCGCCGAUGAUAGGAGAAGAUAUUCAAAGAAUCACGGGUGUAGAUUUUUACUGUUUAAAUAAUGAUGAAUAUGACUAUUUAAUUAAUAGGUCGGUGAUCAAUGAAGAGGACAUUCAAAAUCUCCAUCUGCAAUCACCCCAAUAUGACCCUGAAAAGGUUUCUUCGGGAUAUCCUGCUGCAUCAGUAAGAAAAUUGCUUGAGCUGGGUGCAUUUUAUUACUCCAAAGAUUUCGAUAUAACCUCGAAUGUUCAAGAAAGAGGUUUCCGAGAUAUAAAUGACCCAACAUUCACGUUAAUGGCAGAUUCCCCUUACUUUAAAAGAUUUAUGUGGAAUUCGUACAUGAUCUCAGAAUUUAUUGAGUUUCGUAAUAGAUUGUCGCCUCCUGAUAGGUUACAAUUUGACUUGACUGGGUUUUUAACGACUAUAACAAGAGGGUUUGCCCAAACUGUUAAUACAUGUAUAACACCAAAUGAAGAAGCAUUGUUGACAAUCAUUUCAAAGCAAUCGUGUAUGAAAAAUGGUCCCUUAUUCGGUGAUUGGGGUGUUGAUGAUAAAGGAGAUGUUUCGAACUUUGUUGAAACUGAAAUGAUUAUAUACACCAAGAAGAUUUGCUUUUCCUACGUUUUAGUAAGAGGAAAUGUGCCGACGUUUUGGGAAUUAGAAAAUCCGAAUAAAAAGUCACUUUUAUCGUCCAAAAAGAAUAAGAAGAUUUCCACUCCAAGGUCAUUUGAAGCAUCCCAACAUGCCUUCGUUAGGCACUUCGACAAACUUGUUAAUCAGUUUAGUGAGGUGCAUAUCGUCAACUUGUUAUCUUCGGACGGCUAUAAAGGUGAACUCAAUCAUAAUUAUAAGGAGCAUAUUGAUUAUUUCAAUAGGAACAUUAAGAAUAACUCCUCAAGUGCAAACGGAAAAAUGUCGUUGAAUUACAAGUUACCAUGUACUGAUUUACCAAUAAAUAUAGCUACAAUAAAGAAAUAUGGUUAUACGCCAUCGAAUCCUCGCAAUAUAUCUGAUAUCUUGGUUGAUUCUAUAAUCGAUUAUGGAGCCUUGUUUUAUGAUAAGUCAAAGAAAAACUUCACUGGUAGACAACUAGGAGUCUUCCGUAUAAAUUCAUUUGAUAGUCUUAAAAAGGCUAAUUUUAUUUCUAAAAUUAUAAGUCAAGAAGUUAUUGAAUUGGCAUUCCGUGAUACGGGAAUUGCAGUUGAUCCUGAUAUAUUUAUUAAGCAUGCUAAAUUAUGGUCUGAAAAUGAUGAGUAUUUAUCUAAAAUCACAUCGAGCUAUAUUUCAAAUUCAUCAAAAUUACAAGCAUCGAGUAGAGCAUCUACGAAGAGCUCAGUUAAAUCUCAUCUUUCUAAGAAGUACUUGAGCAGUGUUGUCAGUACAAAGCCCAGUGAAAUGGCGAUGCUAAAAUUAUUGGGUCAUUUACAAGAUCAAGUAGAUAUAAAACUUCAUAAUCCAAUCCAUGACUAUGUUACAAGAGAAUUAAAUAAAAGGGCUAAGGAGUUUAGCUCCUACGAAGAUAUUUCCAUUUAUGCAAGUACAUUUAACGUAAAUGGGCUUUGCUACGAGGGAGAUAUAUCUGAGUGGCUCUUUCCUAAAAAGGAAAAUAUUACUACCAACUAUGAUGUAGUAUUUAUUGGAUUUCAAGAGGUUACUGAAUUAACGGCUGGAAAAAUGGUGACUACAGAUUCAAGCAAUAGAAAUUUUUGGGAAAGAAAAAUCAAAAGUGCGUUGGAAGAAUGUAACCCAAAUCAUAAUAAAUAUGUUUCACUAUGGUGUGGCCAAAUUGGAAGUAUAGCAAUAUUUUUAUUCAUUAAUCAAAACAAAAUUGAGAACGUAAGUAACGUUGAAGGAUCAUUUAAAAAAACGGGAUUCGGGGGAAUGGGAGCAAACAAAGGUGCGGUUGCAGUGAGUUUCAACUAUGCCAAUUCAGAAAUUUGUCUUGUUGCGUCACAUUUAGCUGCUGGUUUAAGUAAUACGGACGAAAGACAUCAAAACUAUAAAUCUAUUGCAAAAGGUAUCAAGUUCUCAAAAAACAGAAGAAUUCGAGACCAUGAUGCGGUAAUCUGGUUGGGUGAUUUUAAUUACCGAGUUGGGUUAACAAAUGAGCAAGUAAGGCCUCUCAUUGAAAAGAAAGAAUUCUCUAAAUUAUUUGAAUAUGAUCAACUAAACAAGCAGAUGGCCAGCGGGGAAAGUUUUCCUUUCUUUGAUGAGAUGGAAAUUACAUUUCCUCCAACAUAUAAGUUUGAUAAUGGUACAAAAAACUACGAUACAUCCGAGAAGCAGAGAAUUCCUGCUUGGACAGAUAGAAUAUUAAGUUUAUCAAGGAACAAGAUUAUUAAACAAUUGUCCUAUGAUUCAAGCCCAGAUUUGAUAUUUUCUGAUCACAGACCUGUUCACGCAACAUUUACUAUGUCCGUCAAUGUUAUUGACGAAACAAUCAAAAAGAACUUGUCUCAUGAUUUGUACGAAAACUAUAGAAAGAGCAUUGGUGAUAUUAAUGAAUCGUUAAUUACAAGCAAUAAUUUGACAUUAUUUGAUGCUGAGUUUGAUGAUAAGGUUUUGCCAGCUCCAAGUUCCGAUGUUAUGAAAUGGUGGCUUGAAAGCGGGAAGCCAGCAAAGAUCAGUAUUCCAGAAUUGAAUAGUGAUAAUUUCCAUGAUGGUACUGUCAACAUUAUCAACCCAAAAUUACCACAUAAUCCAUUCAUGAAAACUGAUGAGCCUGAGUUCAUUUCUAAAAAAUCUUUGCUAAAUUUAUUAAAAUGA
Messenger RNA from Debaryomyces hansenii CBS767, 3132 nucleotides. RefSeq names its product phosphoinositide 5-phosphatase (gene INP51). NCBI's taxonomy places the organism in Eukaryota, Fungi, Ascomycota, Pichiomycetes, Serinales, Debaryomycetaceae. The record is from RefSeq and is a predicted model, not a curated record. The transcript has a single exon. Gene Ontology annotation, molecular function: phosphatidylinositol-4,5-bisphosphate 5-phosphatase activity; phosphatidylinositol-3,5-bisphosphate 5-phosphatase activity. Gene Ontology annotation, cellular component: cytoplasm; membrane. Gene Ontology annotation, biological process: phosphatidylinositol dephosphorylation. Bases 1 to 3132 code for a protein of 1043 amino acids.